Physcomitrium patens is the source of this 1846-nucleotide messenger RNA. RefSeq names its product tubulin beta chain. Gene Ontology annotation, biological process: microtubule-based process. Gene Ontology annotation, molecular function: structural constituent of cytoskeleton; GTPase activity; GTP binding. Lineage: Eukaryota; Viridiplantae; Streptophyta; Bryopsida; Funariales; Funariaceae. The record is from RefSeq and is a predicted model, not a curated record. Gene Ontology annotation, cellular component: microtubule.
CCUCGAGGAACACCUAUGCCCAGGGGCAGGGGGUUCCUUUAUCUUUCUCCCUCUGCCGCAAUCCAUUUCAUUGUGCUUGCAGGACUGUCAUCCCUCCCCUUGUUGCCAGUGGUAUCCGGAGGUUCCCGCGACACCUUCUGGUGCCGGAACUAAGGUCUGUUGUUCCUUUCGUGAGGUAGAGCACACUGAAGAUGAGGGAAAUCUUGCACAUUCAGGGAGGACAGUGCGGUAACCAGAUCGGAGCUAAGUUCUGGGAGGUUGUGUGCGAGGAACAUGGGAUCGACCCUACCGGGACAUACCAGGGUCUGUCCGACUUGCAGUUGGAGCGCAUCAAUGUGUAUUACAAUGAGGCCAGCGGCGGCCGUUACGUGCCGCGCGCAGUGUUGAUGGAUUUGGAGCCUGGAACCAUGGACAGCGUUCGGUCUGGUCCUUACGGACAGAUUUUCCGCCCGGAUAACUUUGUGUUUGGCCAGACUGGUGCGGGUAACAACUGGGCGAAGGGACAUUACACCGAGGGAGCUGAGUUGAUUGACUCUGUUCUGGAUGUGGUGCGGAAGGAGGCUGAGAGCUGCGACUGUUUGCAAGGUUUCCAGGUCUGCCACUCUUUGGGAGGAGGGACUGGAUCGGGAAUGGGAACGCUCCUAAUCUCAAAAAUCCGUGAGGAGUACCCCGACAGAAUGAUGCUGACAUUUUCAGUGUUCCCGUCGCCUAAGGUGUCUGACACUGUGGUGGAACCUUACAAUGCUACUCUUUCCGUUCAUCAGUUGGUGGAGAACGCCGACGAGUGCAUGGUGUUAGAUAACGAGGCUCUCUAUGAUAUUUGUUUCCGGACUUUGAAAUUGAUCACUCCUUCGUUCGGUGACCUGAAUCACCUGAUCUCCGCGACGAUGAGCGGUAUUACUUGCUGUCUGCGUUUUCCCGGCCAGCUGAACUCUGACCUGCGGAAAUUGGCGGUGAACCUGAUUCCCUUCCCGCGACUUCACUUUUUCAUGGUUGGUUUCGCACCCCUGACAUCUAGGGGAUCCCAGCAGUACAGGUCGCUGACAGUUCCUGAGCUGACCCAGCAAAUGUGGGACGCGAAGAACAUGAUGUGUGCUGCCGAUCCCCGGCAUGGAAGGUACUUGACCGCGUCGGCGAUGUUCCGAGGCAAGAUGUCGACGAAGGAGGUUGAUGAGCAGAUGAUAAACGUGCAGAACAAGAACUCGUCGUACUUCGUCGAAUGGAUCCCCAACAACGUGAAGUCAAGCGUGUGCGACAUUCCUCCGACGGGUCUGAAGAUGUCUUCGACCUUCAUUGGUAACUCUACUUCAAUCCAGGAGAUGUUCAGGCGAGUGAGCGAGCAGUUCACCGCUAUGUUCAGGAGGAAGGCUUUCUUGCACUGGUAUACCGGCGAGGGUAUGGACGAGAUGGAGUUCACGGAGGCGGAGAGCAACAUGAACGACUUGGUGUCCGAAUACCAGCAGUAUCAAGAUGCGAGUGCAGAAGAGGAGGGUGAAUACGAGGAGGAUUUAGAAGAGGCUUAAAUGCGACCCGAAGGAUGAGUACACGCGUUUUGGUUUUACGUUACUGACUUUUAGCUCCUCCAUUCACACUGCAGGCCCUGGUUUACUGUUGAAAGCACGGUUAUACCCUCCGUAAACUGAACAUUCUGUUUCAGCGCGUCGUGUCUUAGUUGUCCUUUGGUUCACUUUUUAGUUUGGAAGCAAGUCGUUGUAUAGAUGAUACUUAGCACAUAUAGUUGCUGUCGAUUUGUUUUAAGUUCAGCAUUCCGCUGCCUGAAUUUCAGUAAAUACCUUGUCCAACUUCGAUGCAAUAUAAGUUGGCUUCAGUAUCCAGUCUUGCCUUA